UCCACAAGAAAAUUUUCAUUUUUGUAGUCGUUUUCCCCUCUGCGGGGUCGUAGCUACCUUUUUCCAUCUUCUUCUAUGAAAGACUAUGUUGUUCCAGUUUUUGUUGGAAGAGUCAAACAAAUCCAACUCCACAUCCCGUCGCCUAAUUAAAUACUUACUUAUCGUAUUCUUGCAAUCGAUAGUAAAAAUAUUUCUAAAGAUUUCAUUUUUCCAUUUCCAACAAUGGGAUACCAAAAUAAGCUGAAGUAAGUUUUGAGGUAUGAUGUUACAAAUAAUUUGACAUUUAAAUCAAGCGUCUUUUGCCACUUUCCAUCUCAUCAAAGGUUUCGUGAGGAGAAUUAAACUAGACUGUUGUCUACGACGUAACCAAGAUAUUAGAUGUCGUAUGUUUGGGUAUAGAGAGCAGUUACUAUGCAAUAAUAGAGACAUUAUAAGUAUGGCUACUGUAAUAUUGUCUUAAAGAUUUAUUAUAUUACAGAAAAUACCGUAUAUUUAGAUGAAACAUAGUCCUAACAUUUACAAUACUAAAUAAUUUACUUUUUAUCGAAGGAUAUGUCAGAAACAAAAGCGGAAACAACACCAAAAAUUGACUUAAGUAUGAUGAAGUUGUGAAAGCUUUCAUCUAAAAGCUCAGAAGGCAAAACUUAAAAAAAAUAUGAGUCAAAAAUGUUUAUGCCACGUAAUAAUAUGGAAUCUAAUUGGGAAAAAUUAUGGUUUCAAAAAAAAUUAACAAUUCUAUUUUAAUUUUCCAAGAACUGUAAUUCGUUGCUUAAUGCUUAUGGCAUAAGCAUCUAAUUUUCUUUCGAUUUCCCUCCGCGAAUUCCAAGUCCAAGGAGUCGUCCGCCCAAGAUACAAAGUGAUAGUUUUCCAAUACAAUGUCGCCUCACACACACAAGCAAACCGUACCACAAGCUUACAAACGUAAGUAUCGCCGAAGAUAGUACCAUUGCGCAUUCUGAUAACACGUCACGUAUUAAUGCUCGUAUAUAAACCAAGCCCAGGAGUACCCUGGCAUACAUUGUGAUCGUUCAUCGGACGGCAGUAAGUCGUCUGCCGUCAAAUAAUUAAAAAAUAAAAACGAAAAGUGAAAAGUGCAACAUGGCCAAACUAUUAGUGCUUCUAACCCUCGCGGCUGUCGCCAGUGCAAACUCCUAUACAGCAUCUAAACUAGUAAAAAACAUUUACAACGAAUGUUUGAGUCAAUAUUCGGUGGAAUGUGUGAAACCGAGGACCCUGCAGUGGAUUUCGCAAGUGGCUAACAAUGACGAGAUCAAGAUCACGGAUGACCUCUCCAUUGUCAAGACUGCGACCUUGGAAGAUGACAUCGAUGCUGACCCUAGGAUGGCAAAGGACCCUGCUUACCAACUCGUUGACAGAGUGGAUCGCUUCCUCCAGACCCAUACGCUCAAAGUGAAAGUUCCUGAGGAAAUAACGAACAGUGCUGCUUCGGAAUAUGUGCCCAGGUCGCUGCUCACCGACCUGCCUUCUGAGCUGGAGAUGCCUUUGGAUGGUGAAGAAGAUGGCCAGGUCUUCGAAGGCAGGAAGAAGAAGAUCAAGCUCCCCAAGCCCUUGAGAAUCAAGAGCAAGCACGGUUUCAUCAAGAAGGUUCUGCUUCCCUUCCUCCUCGGUCUGAAGUUCAAGGCUUCAGUUCUCGUCCCAUUGGCUCUCGCUCUCAUCGCUCUCAAGACCUGGAAGGCUCUGACCCUGGGUCUCAUCUCCCUUGUUCUAUCUGGUGCUAUGGUUAUCUUCAAAUUCACGAAACCCAAGGUCGUGAACUACGAAGUCAUCCAUUACCCGCAGCACCACGUUGAACACCACGUAGACCACCACGCCCCCGGCUGGGAUGCCCACGGACCCUACCAAGCGAGGACCUUUGAAGACGCCCACGAAAUGGCCUACUCAGCACAAAUAUAGACAAUGAAACAAAUAGCUUUAACACUACGGACCUCUGACUAAAUUAUUGUUUAAUUAAUUUAUUAUUUAUUUAUUUAUUGUUGUAAAUAAAAUUCAGUAUAAAGUAAGUUUCACAUUC
Molecule: messenger RNA, 2032 nt
Organism: Trichoplusia ni (cabbage looper)
Lineage: Eukaryota; Metazoa; Arthropoda; Insecta; Lepidoptera; Noctuidae
Gene: Osi18
Exons: 3
Coding region: 1099-1914 (271 amino acids)
Source: RefSeq, a predicted model, not a curated record